AUGCUUUACGAUGUGCGGUGGUACCGGGAGCGGGAGGGCCGGCUGCAGCCCGUACUGGCGGCGGCGGACAGCUGGGCGUGGGCGGGCGGCGCGGCGCAGUGCGUGCGGCGCGCCGCGCUCGCCUCGGCCGGGCUCUGGAUCUGCAAGGCGUACAACGUGUUCGGGGACGCCACCGCGCACACUACGCUGCACGUGCACGAUGACACGCUCAGCGUCGUCAUCGCGCCCACUGUGCUUGUGGCAGACGCGGGCAGCACGGCGCGCUUCAACUGCAGCGCGUCCGACCCGCGCGCCUCGCUCGCGUGGCUGCACAACGGGGCUGCGCUCAGCGGGGGCGCGGCCGGGGGCGCGGCCGGGGGCGCCGAGCUAGUGCUGCGCGGGGUGGCGCGCGCGCAUCGCGGCGUGUACCAGUGCGUGGCGCGCCGCGCCUCACUCUCAGCGCAAGCUGCGGCCGAGCUGCGCCUUGGAGAGUCGGCGCCGGAGCUGCAGUACACGUUCAUCGAGCAGGCGCUGCGCGCGGGCGGCGCGGUGUCGCUGCGCUGCGCCGCCGCCGGCGCGCCGCCGCCGCGCUUCCACUGGCUGCUCGACGACGUGCCGCUCGACCACUACCGCGCCCAGCACAGAUACUUCAUCCACGAGGAGACGUCGGUGUCGGGCGACGUGGUGUCGACGCUGAACGUGAGCGCGGCCAGCGCGGCGGACGGCGGCCGCUACACGUGCCGCGCGCACAACGCGCUCGGCCACGCGCAGCACGCCGCGCGGCUCAACAUAUACGGUCCUCCGUCAAUUCGAGCGCUGGGCCCAGUCCGAGUAGUCGCCGGUGCCAACGCCACGAUCUACUGCCCCUACGCCGGAUAUCCGAUCAGGUCCAUAGAGGUGCAUUUUGAUAGGAUGAUUCCUCUCUAA
Messenger RNA from Spodoptera litura, 906 nucleotides. Lineage: Eukaryota; Metazoa; Arthropoda; Insecta; Lepidoptera; Noctuidae. The record is from RefSeq and is a predicted model, not a curated record.